AACCCAACUGAGGAGACACUUUGGAGAGAAGAAAUCCUUGGCUCUCUCCAAAAAGGAAAGGAAGGUGAAGACAAGAGACUCAUCGAUAUGACCUCAGAAGACCUUUCAGCCCAACCUGAUCUUCAACAAAUAAUGCACCAUGAUGUGGGAGCCUUCAAGCUUCAGGCUGGAGCAGAUAGGCCCCAAACACAGAUGCAACCACACCAGAAGUUACUCCAGCCUCAGGAGUUUCCUGAACCACUUCAGACUCCAGAUGACUUCCAACAAGAUCUUCAAAAUAUGAAAGAUCUACAGAAGGUCCUUGAGAUCCCUCAUAGUCAAGAAGAAACCCAGGAGCAGAUGGAGGGCCUUGUGCCCCAUCAGUCUCUGAAGCAGCAGGACACAGGAAUGAAGUUCUCCAAAGUCCAAAGAGGGAUAGAGUCAGAAGUCCUUGACUUUCAGGAAGAGGCGUCCCCGGUUCCUUGUGGGAUUCCAGGAUUAUCUGAGGGAAAAGAUCCCAAAGCUGUCAGAGAUGGAGACUUUGGUGGUGUGCAAGACUCCUCCCAGCAGCCAGAAGCAUCUCAGGAAGCUGAGACAAUAUCUCAGGGGCCUUUACUGAGGAAGCCCAAGUCUUUGGCAUCCCUGGAAUUUGCAGCAAGCCAAACUCUGCUGCAUCGAGGCUUAAAACAUCCAGAAAUCCCUCUGCAAAUGGGAUUGGAGGUCCCCCAUCCCUCGGAGGAACAGCAGAAGGGGAUGGGAGUUCUAGAUACCCAAGUCUCUAGUGAACCACAAAGAGAAACAGAAAUUGUUCGAGACAAAAUGGGGACAGGAAUAGAUGUGGAACCCCACAUUUCCCCCAAAGGGAAGCAGGAAUCCCCUGAGAUUCAGCACAAGGUCUCUGUGCUUGAAGAUGAGGGAGACUGUAAGACUUUACAAACCCAGAGGACACCAGUCUCUUUACCUGAGGAGCAGAGGGAUUCAGAGGUGCACGAGAAGAUCUUGAAGGCCUACAAAGAAUCUCUGACCCUUCAAGCUCCUGGAAUGAGAUCUUCCGAAGAUCCAUGUCACAAGGAACAGCAUAUUCCAGAUCCUUCCCAACUUCAAAGCAUUUUGCUGAAGAAAUCAAAAUCUCUUGAGCCCCAAGAGCUAUCAAGAGCUGGUGAAUAUGGGGGAUCACCAGAGAUUCAACAGGAACAUAAAUACCCCCAGGAAUGGAAGAGAACCAGAGCUGAGGAAACUCCUCAGAAGAAAAUGGAAGUGUCAGAGGACCAACACUUGAGGGAGGGUCUCCAAUGCCAGACAUUUCCAGAGAGUGAACUAGAGAAUGUUCAGACACUAGAACUAUUGCAGAAUGAAGCAGAAGCAUCUAAGCUGAAGAAGAAGUCACAGGCUGUUGAGGUUUCCUCAAAGGAGACACAAGUUCCCAGUCCUGAAGCUCAGAAAACAGGCAUCUGUCAGGCCUCCAUGGAAACCCUUCGCGCAAAUGAGACAGUAGAGAGAAAUCUGGUUGGGACCCAAAUUAUUCACUCUGGCUGUCAGGAGGAAACGGAGAACCUUUCAUCCCAUGUUGAUCUGACAAGGAAAGGAAAGUCUCUGGACUCUGAAAGUAUGGGACAGACACCAAAAGUGAAGCAACUGGCAAAACUUACCAGCAUAGAAACACAAGAAAAAAGAAGGUCCCAAGAUCACAUGCAAGAAGGAAUGGAUGUGUCCCAAGCUGAAAAGAGGCAGAUGGAGAAGCUGGAAGUUGCAGAAGUCCCACAGAAAAGUUCAUAUGCCAUAAUAUCUGGAAGAGAACAGGAAGUAUCUGAGAUACUUCAAGAAACAAAAUUGGACAGCCCAGAUGUAUGUCAAGGGUCUGAAUUUUUGCAAAGGGAUCAAGGUGAUCUUGCAUUUCAAGGAGGUCCUCAUGAUCAUAAUCUCCCAGUAGAAGAGAGUCAAACAACCACACAAAGUCAGAAGGGAACAGAACUUUCUCAGCUUCAAAACCUUCUUUUCUGUGGAUUCCUGUGGAGGAAGUCAAAGUCUCUGGAAGUGAGAAAGACACCAGGUUUUCACUUGCAAGAACCAAAGGAGCCAGAAGGUCCUUCUGAAGAGUCCCAACAUCCACAGACAGAUAGAGAAGGCAAACAGUCAAGGGACUCCCUGUCUCAGAGUCAACAAACACAAAUCCCUCCACCAGAGGAAUUGCUUCUGGAGGACAAGAAAGUCCUUCAAGUGCAACAAAUGUCCCAGAGUGGGGCCAGGUCUCAAGAAACGGAGGGGUUUUCAUCUGAGGAAAGAAAGCAGACAGAGAUACACACAGUGCAGCAAACACAAAUGGAUAAGUCGGCAUCUCCUGACUUGCGGGAGUCACUACCAGAACCUCUACCUCAACCCCAUGAAAGGAAGAACCUAGAGAGUUCAUCCACCCAACUAACCACUCCACAAAAAUAUGCAGAGAUUCCACAGAUCUUCAUGGACCCAGAAUCACCGUCUCUUCUGUGGAGGGUUUUAGAUCAUAAGGCAAAAUCAUUUGAUUUGGGGGAGCCACAUGUUUUUCCAAGCCCAGAAUUCAAAUUGACUUUGGCUGAGGAAGUGACACAAAAUGAAGUUUGUGUCUCUCAGCUUCCUCAGGAAGUGAAGGGAGUCUCCAUGGUUCAGCCUCAGAGAGAAUCAUUGAUGGAGUCAGAAACCCAAAAGUCACAGGAAAUCAGGAAUCCAGCAAUCUUUCAUCCCCAGGGACUGGAGUCACCAGCAGAUCCUCAGAUGCAGGCAGAGGCUCCAUCAGUGGAGAGAGAAUAUCAGGAUGUGAAGACAUCUAGGAUUUCUCCAGAACAAUCAAAAGUGGUCACCACUGGAAAAGUCAAGGGCAUUCAGCCUCAAGAUAUGAGAGAACCAGAGGACACUUUGGUCGAGAAGGUUCUCCAGAGAAGGUCACAAAUGUUUCAUAGGCAGGAAUCACCUCAGACAGAGACAGAAUUGCCAACACAUUCAGGGACCUUCAUAGAAACAAGUGGGCUUCAAGAAAGUAGAUGCCCAGAAUCUCCUCCUCUUCUAUGGGGUGCCCUGAAGCUCAAGUCAAAAUCUUUUGAGCUUAAGAAACCACAGUCCUUGGAAACCCAAGAGCUAAAGGAGGCUCUGAGAGUUCAAUCACAAAGAUCACAAAGGCAACCAGAGACCCAGAAGACACUAGAAUGUCAGGAUGAAACAUCCAUUUCUCUUCAGGAAUCUAAAGAAGCUGAGGUAGCUCAGGUCCAGACAAGGAAAGAAAGCUUGAAGACUGCGGGGAUGCUGUCCACAAGUCAAGAGAUUCCUCAUCCUAAGGCUUCUCUUCCUGAGGUGCUGAUAGCUCCUUUUCUAAAGCAGAAGAAGGAUCUUCAGGGUGAAUUGAAAAUGGGCCUGGAAACACCUCAAGAUAAGGGAGUGUCAGAGGUGGAGACAAAUGUUUCUCAAACACAAGAAAGAAUGCCAGAAAAACUCCAAGAUCCAGAGGGGAUUGGACAAGAGCUGAUGGUUACACAGACUCUUCAACCCCAUGACAAUGAGUACAUAGAUAUCUCAGAGGCCCAGGGUUUUGUCCCACCAUCCAAAAUGGUUCUUCACAAGGAACACAGAAGUCCAGACACUUCUCCUCCUCUUCUGUGGACAACUUUAGGAACAAAGGCAAAAUCAUUUGAGUUGAGAAAACCACGAAUCUUUCAGACUCAGAAUCUGAGAGAAAUUGAGCUAACUAUUUUCCCCCAAAGGAUCUCCCAGGAGGAAUCACAGGCUCCAAAACUUCAGGAAUUGAAAAAGUUACAAAUGGUCCCAUCACAGAGAGAGCUACAUAUGGAAGCAGGACUCCAUAAAGAACAAGGAUGUGAAGACCCAAAGAUCUUUCAUCCAUCAGAACUGAAGGAACAAGAAACUCCUCAAGUUCGAGCAGACUGUGAAAGCUUUCAUUUUGAGGGAAUAUCUCUAACAAACCAACCGAUCUUUCAGCUCCCAGGUUUGCAAGAAGAAAGGUGUCCAGAAGGCUUUCAGAUUCAGCAAGGUCCCUGUUCAGAGGUGGAACAGGGCCUUUGCCUUCAAGAACCAAGAGAAGUAGAGGUCCCUGAAGCCCAGACUGAUCCACAGAGAAGACAAACAACUUCUCAAAGUUACCCAGUUCAACAACAAGGACUGAAGGAACCUGAGACCUUCCAGUUCUAUGAAGGAGGCACUCCAGAUCUCUUACAAUCACAACCAGCCCCUGAGAGAGAAAGCUGGUUUCUUCAACACAACAAGCGUAGAAGUCCAGAGACACCACCUCUUUUCUGGUGGACCUUGGCGUUGGCCCAGCAGGGGAUGGAACACAUGGGGCUUUUGGUAUCUCCUCAGCCCCAGGAGAUCACUGAGCCACCAGAAACAGAUCUACAGGAAAAUCAGAAUGGGAAGCCCAAAUCCCCAAAGACAAAGGAAGUCAUGGACCAGAAGAACCUCUAUUCCCAAGAACUGGAGACACCUGCAGUAGAAAAAGAUUUGUUUCUGAAAGAAGGAAUGUUGUCAACAGUUGCCUCUCUUUGGGAAAGGAGAGAUCCCAAAUCUCCCCAGGCUCAGGAUAUUCCUUUUGAAGUACACUCUAUGUGUUCUGAGUUGUCUGUUUCUCAGCAGGUAGGGUCUCAAGUCCCAGAAAGAGCAGAAUUGACUCAAAGUCCUAGGAGAAGCCUUCAGACUCUUGAGGUUGAGGUUCUGAAAAAAAAGGAAUGUGUCCAAUCUGAGAAAUCUCCCCAGAUGGAACAGGACAUCAAGGAAAUGCAGAGCUCUUCAGAGGAGCAAAAUAUCAUUACACCCGAGGAGACAAAAGAAUUGGAGGGCUCCCUGUUACAGGACAACAAACCUCAAAUGUGUUAUUCCUACAAAGUUGGUGAGACAGAAUGCCUCCUAUCCUCAGGAGGGCUAGUAAGAAAGUCAAAGUCUCUUGAUAUAAUGAAGCUUCAGGCCCCAAAACCACAGGCAUUGUGUGAGAUUGAAUCUUCCCAAGUUCAAGAAGAGCCAGAGAAUAGAACUAAAGACUUUGAGAUGGCCCCAGAAUAUAUCCAGAUGAAACCAACAGAAAAGAAAGAUCCCCAGUCCAUUAAAUCUGAUGGAAAGAGUGAUCCAGAAGGAGUGGUCCCAGAAAGUCUCCCAAUGAAACCAACAAAAAAGAAAGAUCCUCGGUCCAAUAAAUCUGAGCAAAAGAAUGAUUCAGAAACCAUGGUUGCAAUGAUCCCAGAAGAUCUCCAGAUGAAAACACCCAAAAAGAAAGAUUGUCAGGCAUUUAAUUCUGAUGGAAAGAUUGGUCUGGAAGAUAUACAGGUCUGGAGUACAUUAUCUUUCCUUCAGACCCAAGAACCAGGGACAGAAAGCCAUAGCAGUCCUUCUCCUUCUCUUCCUCUUCAGGGUGUUUUGGAGCUAAAAUCCGAAUCCCUUCACGUGGUAGAACUAACCACAUGCCUGAGCCAGGAACAGCAGGAAGAGACUGUCCAUCAGCCUCAAGGAUCACCCCAAAUGGAUCUAGAUAACCUUCAACACACAGGAAUCAUGGAUCCUAGGACCUUCUGUUCUCAGGGACAUUGUGAAUCAGGAAGCUGUGGAUUCAGGAUGGAGGAAGACAACCAUCCCCAGACAUUCUUUGAGAGAGAAGCUACCUGGCCUCAAGCUGCAUUGCACAGGAGGCCAAAGUCUCUUGAGCUCCAGGAGCUCUCAGGGCCAGAGGCCCUUCUGCUCCAGGAGUUGAAGAAACCAGAAAUAUCCCAAGCUCCAGAAGGCGCACCAGGAUGCCCUGAGUUUUCUGAGGCCCAAGUGAUGAAGAGUUGGGGAAUGUGUCCAUCUACUCAAGAAGAUGUAGAGAUAGUGGAGAGCUCUUUACAAGACUUGGAGGUUUUAAAGAACGGAACACGAUUUCUUACACAAAAGGAUAAGAGUUUCCAGAAGACACCAACACCACAGAAAGGAUUUGAAGAAAAUAUUCCAUGUGCCUUGGAUUCCCAGGAAGAUAUUAACUCAGCAGUUGAGCAGGCCCAAAGACGUAAAGAACCAGAGAUCCUUCAACCAGUUGGAGCUCCACAGCUGGAAGAUGUACUUCCGCAAGGCAUGGAGGGCUUGCAAAAUAACUCAGAGAGUUUUGUGUCUCUUGAAUCCACAACUUCAAGGUCCUCAUAUCCUCUACCAGUUGGAGAAACACAGAUGAAGGUGCCAGAGACACCUGAGCUGGUGAAGUCUCCAACUCAGGUGUCUUCAUCCACAGUGGAAACAAAAUCUUUGCUUCCUUCAUGGAUUCUGAGAAAAUCAAAGUCUCUUGACCUUCAAGAACUUCAGACUCUUCAGCCGUUGGUACUGGAGGGAGACUUGCAAGGUCCAAGCAACAUCAAGAUAUCUCACUCACAGAGAAAACUGGAAGAUGAAUCAUCAGAACAUCAGAAAAUUAAGGGCUCAGUAGUCCUCUGUUCCAAAAUUCUUCCAGAUCAUCUCCAGAAGGAUCAAGUGGCCCCACAAUUGCAGGAAGAAAGGAUAUGUGAGACUCAGAAAGCAGUACCAAUGGGGUUGAAACCUGACCAGAAUCAAGAACAAACUGGAGAUAAUGCAGAAGUCCUUUGCUCCCAAGCAGUGGAGGACAUUCAGAUGCUUGGCUCUAAAGAAGGUGGAGAUGUAAAGCUUCUGACACUCCAGGAAUAUCCACUGAGUGUAAAGGAAUCUCUCCAGAUCCAAGGAUAUGUGCAAACAGAACCAGACCUACAUGAAUUGAUGGGACCACAACUGGAUAUUGACCCCCAAGAAGAGAGGGAUCUACAAGAAUCUCCACUCCUAGGCAACCUGCUGAGGAAAUCCAAGACCUUUGGACUUGAGUUGCUAAGAAGGAGUGAUGUUUCUUUUCCAGUAUCAGAAAGUCCUCACAGCCAGGCUACUCCAGAACCAGGAAUACAAUUGCUCCAGGAACCCAUAGAGCAAGAUUCAUGUGGUGUCCAAAUAAUAAGUAAGAUAGACGUUCAUCAACACCAGGAGAUACAGAACAUUGUUGAAGGGACCCUGGAAUCCUCAAAGAUUAUUGAGUCCAAAGGAGUAGGACAGAGAAUGGAAACAGGGCUCAUGGAAGCCAAGAGGUCUCUGCCCAUGAGCCAGGACUUCCUUCAGGAACAGAUAAGUCCACCAGAUGUUGAUCUACAGUCCAGGGCAUCACUUCCUCCUCAUGAGGUCCCACAGUUUGGGGUUCAUCUUCUUCAAGAACUGGGAAGGCUGCACAAUGAACUGGAAUCUCUAAGACACCAAAAACCGAAGGAUGAGGAGAAUCUUCAUUCUCAAAAAAACCAGCAUCUCUUUGAACCAGAAGAUCCUGAGACAGCCACAUGCUCUCAAAUCCUUCAGCAUCAGGAAUGCAGAAGUACAGAAUUUCACCAUCCUCUAGCAAUAGACUACAGGGUUAUGGAAGUGCAUGGGGCACAACAAGGAAGACAGAAGGCCACUCUGUCUCCCCCGAAAGCCCAAGAAAUGUGUCAGGCAUCAGGAGCAUUGAAGGAGCCAGAGAGUAGCACAGAUUUACCAACACAAAAGGCACCAGAGAUGGAUGUACCAAAAAUAUCUCCAGUAGUUUCAAGUGGGAUGAGAAGUCUUCAUGUCCUUCAGUCCCAGGAACCAAAGAGCCAUUACAUUCAGGAAACCACACAGUUUGGAUGGGAGUCCUUUGAAGAUACAGAGAAGAUGCUAGAAAUGGGGACAAGGCCCAUAAAGUCUAGAGAAGAGAAGGUAGGAAACUUGUUAGCAAAGUCAACAACUCUUGAACACCAAGACUUGUCAAGGAUGACCCAGAACAUCCAGUGCAAGCUGCUGAGUGGAGUGGGAGACCUACAUUCCCAGGUCGGAGAGAAGGAUCUUCAACAGAUCAUCUCAUCCCAGGACCCAUUCUGUAAGCAAUCUCAAGGCCUUGGAUCUCAGGAUCCAAAAACAAGAGUUCUCCUCCUCCCUCUGAAUCAGGAGGAACCAAAGACCCAACAGUUAGAGGAGCAUUUUCAGAGAGAAGAGGAGACAUCUCUAUCUCCAAAAUCAAGACACAUAAACUUGAUCCAGCUGCAGGAGGUUGAGAGAGAGAUGGGGAGCACUGAACCUUGGAAAGUGGAAGAAUCACCAACAUCUCAAGAAUGGAAGAAGGAAAAGAUUUCAUCAACUGAAGGAACUCAACAGAGAGGUCUUUCCGCCCUUGCGUUUUGCCCACCAGACCUGAAUCGCCUUGAAUCUGGGCCAUUAAAGAGCAUGCGAGAGGGACCAGCACCAUGGGAGCAAAAGGAGGAGUCCCCACAAACUUGGAAGACCACGGUUGUGUCCAUGUUGUCUCCCCCCAGCCCGGGAACGUGGGAUGAGGAACUGAGAUGGGAGCCGGCAUCUCACAGUGUGGGCUUCUUCAGAGAAACCUCCACAAAUGUGGCCCCAGCUGAGAAGACUGCCGGACCCCGUGGGGACUUUGUCCCCCGAAGACCCUCGUGUGCUGGCCCCCUUCCGCCUCUUCUCCCUCCUGCUCCUCCUCCGCGCCCUCCUUGCCGAGAGAAGGCCUUCAUCUGGUUCUCCAAAGAGGAGAAGGAGGAAGCCCUGCAUCGGUUGGCGGCCCUUCAAGCCGAGGGAGAGCUCCGGCGCCAGCGGGACAAGGAGCGGCAGAUCCUGCGGUUCCAGGAGAGACUGUCGAUUGCUAAGCACCGUAAAUCGGAAGAGGACCUUCUGGGAAGCAGCCCGACUGAACAACCAAUUCUUCCCGCUGCUCACCUGUGCCAGGACCAAGAUGGACGAAAAACAGCCGUGAAGCGUCACCUGGAGAAGGUGAAGCGGGAACGGACUUACGUCAUGCAGUCCAAGAGGGAAAGGAACACCUUGAGGUUCAAGGAGCUCCUCAACCCAUUGGUGACCCACAGCGAGGAGAGUCCAGAGCCAGGACUUUUGGAGGACGCUUGAAGGAGGACCCUCCCAAACAUAUGCUACCUGAGAUGGGAACCAACUGGAGAAGGGAACUGGUUUUGUUGCCUCAGAGACUCAAGAACAUUGGUCCUAGAGGCCAUUAGUCCACCUCUAGCCUGUGAUGGAAACAUCCCAGAAGGAAGACUCUCCAUCUUCUCUUUAAAAGCCCCCAAUGAAGGAGAAUCCACCACCAUUUCCCCUGUCAAACAUCACGUCAGAAGACUCUCAUGUUGAGUCUCCAAUCAAGACACAGCAGGUAGAUUUGGUCUAGUGCAAUAGAACUGCCACCGUGAAAACUGUGCCUUUAAAGUUUGUAUAGAAAAGGAAUUUCAUCCAUGUUGCUUUUGUUACCUGGUUACAGGACAAACAGCAGAAGUUCCAUUUUCUACACAAUCAUUAAAGAUCACCUCUAUCUCGACCAGGCCAUUGUAAGCUGUAAGGUGCUCAAACCAUAUUAGUCAUAUAAAAAUACUGUUUGAUGAACACAUGGAUUAUCAAUAGCACCUGGAUAACGAUUGUGAAUGUCAUGAUGAAGUAUCUAUGAGAGUGUGAUAAUGGCUGAGUCAUAAACAUGUGAGAUGUAUCACAAAGAGUUGCGGUGGUGCAAUGGAUUAAACCCUUGUGCCGGCUGAACCGCUGACCUGAAGGAUGGGUUGCUGACCUAAAGUUUGGGUUGCUGACCUAAAGGUUGGGUUGUUGACCUAAAGCUUGGGAUGUUGACCUGAAGAUUGGGUUGUUGACCUGAAGGUUGGGUUGUUGAUCUAAAGUUUGGGUUGCUGACCUAAAGGUUGGGUUGUUGACCUAAAGGUUGGGUUGCUGACCUAAAGGUUGGGUUGUUGACCUGAAGGAUGGGUUGCUGACCUGAAGGCUGGAUUGUUGACCUGAAGGUUGGGUUGCUGACCUAAAGUUUGGGUUGUUGACCUAAAGGUUGGGUUGUUGACCUGAAGGUUGGGCUGUUGACCUGAAGGUUGGGUUGUUGACCUAAAGGUUGGGCUGUUGACCUGAAGGUUGGGUUGUUGACCUGAAGGUUGGGUUGCUGACCUGAAGGUUGGGUUGCUGACCUGAAGGUUGUUUUGUUGACCUGAAGGUUGGGUUGUUGACCUGAAGGUUGGGUUGUUGACCUAAAGGUUGGGCUGUUGACCUGAAGGUUGGGUUGUUGACCUGAAGGUUGGGUUGCUGACCUGAAGGUUGGGUUGCUGACCUGAAGGUUGUUUUGUUGACCUGAAGGUUGGGUUGUUGACCUGAAGGUUGGGUUGCUGACCUGAAGGUUGGGUUGUUGACCUGAAGGUUGGGUUGUUGACCUGAAGGUUGGGUUGCUGACGUAAAGGUUGGGUUACUGCCCUAAAGGUUGAGUUGUUGACCUGAAGCUUGGGUUGUUGACCUGAAGGUUGGGUUGCUGACCUAAAGUUUGGGUUGCUGACCUGAAGGUUGGGUUGUUGACCUGAAGGUUGGGUUGUUGACCUGAAGGUUUGGUUGUUGACCUGAAGGUUGGGUUGCUGACCUGAAGUUUGGUUUGCUGACCUAAAGGUUGGGUUGUUGACCUAAAGGUUGAGUUGUUGACCUGAAGGUUGCGGGUUUGAAUCUGUGAGACGGGGUGAGCUCCUGUCUGUCAGCUCUAGCUUGCGGGGACAUGAGAGAAGCCUCCCAGUAACACAUCCGGGCAUCCUCUGGGCAACAUCUCUGUAGACGACCAAUUCUCUCACACCAGAAGGGACUUGCAGUAUGUUCUCAAGUCACUUCUGACAUGAUAAAAAAAAUAUUGCAAAGGGGUUACAUCAACCAUUGUCCCUUACUGAUGACCUGUCAGCAGGUGGCUACAAAAAGAUGAAAGGUUCCAUCUUUCUCUCUCCUGCCUGACUCAUUGCAAGUAUCUGUCUAUGACCCUCUGAGGAUUGCUUAGAGCUGUAAGUAGAGAAAUUAGGUACCGCUCAUUAGCGGGGAAGGUAAUUUACAACACCAUAAAGAACAAGACCAGAAUUUCCAUGACCUAAAGGAAGGUGGAAGGAGGAAGUCCUGAUGGCUCUUCGUCAUGGAGAACGGAGCAACAGCACCCGCCUGUGACUGAAUCCGAACUCAACCUCCAAGGCAUUGAAACUGGACUUUGAGACAACACAACUCCUUCCUGUCUGUUCUGUUCUGUCCUGUCUGUCCAAAUGGCAUUGAAUGUUUGCCGUGUGUGUGUACUGUGAUCCACCCUGAGUGUUAUAUUGGGGUUGUUGUGUGUAAACCUCACAACCUGAGGAUGCCUGAUAUGUUGGAUUAUGGUUGUAUGUAUAUGAAAUGUAAGGCAAGAAUGUGUGUUUCAGUAAUGAAACAGUUAACAGCAGGCUAAUUAACUGUUAAGAGGCUAGUUAAGAGCGUGUUUAAAUGAACAGGCCCAAUAGAGCUGUCAUUAGAAUACUUCUUUCUGUUUUAAAAGCAUAUGGCACUUUAUCACUGUUACUUCUUUCCAUGAUACAGCACUUUAUGAAACCUGUCCCCACUGGUUUGCUUUUAAUUAUUCUGAUUUUAUCUGCUUGGAUUUUAAUGUAUUGUCCAUUAUUUUAUUUAGUGUAUCAUUGGAAUGUUUUAAGUUUUUGUGAAAUAUGUUGUGUUAUUGUUUCAGGCUUGUCCCUAUUGUGAGCUGCCCCGAGUCCCUUCGGGGAGAUGGGGCGGGAUAUAAAAACAAAGUUUAUUAUUAUUAUUAUUCAUUGACUGACAGCCUGUUGUGACUGCUAUGACCUAUCAGGCAUGAUUUCCGGCCUUGGAGGUCGGCAACUUCCUUCGGACUGAGGAAUGUGUUUUCUUAUCUCUGUGUGAGUUGAGCUGUGCUUGCCGAGGCAAGAGGCUAUAGAAGAAUACCAGCUCAGAGCGAUGGCUUUUACUAUGCUUUGUAAACAUGUUUGUAGAUAUUGAAUAAAUGUUUGGAUUUCA
This is a messenger RNA of Anolis carolinensis (green anole), 11811 nucleotides long. RefSeq lists its product as uncharacterized. The coding region runs from base 88 to 8895 and encodes 2935 amino acids. Lineage: Eukaryota; Metazoa; Chordata; Lepidosauria; Squamata; Anolidae. The record is from RefSeq and is a predicted model, not a curated record. The transcript has 5 exons.